UGUAUUACGGUAACGCCUUGCAUCCAUUCAUGUUGCUCAUUUUAAGUUAUAGCGGAAGACUUGGUGCCUGUACGAGGUCCUGCCAUUUGUACACAAACCCGGCUACAGAAGAGGAGGCGACUCAAUUAAUGGAAUAUGGAGUGUAUUCCAGUAAGCAUUGAUGAUCUUGAGGGUAAAAAGGACCCAGUUGUAGAAGACCCAGAGCACAAUGUGUACACAAGGUUUAUGAAGUCCCACCGUUGUUAUGACCUUGUGCCCACCAGCUCCAAAUUGGUUGUGUUUGAUACUUCACUUCAGGUGAAGAAGGCAUUUUUUGCUCUUGUUUCUAAUGGAGUAAGAGCAGCCCCUCUGUGGGACAGUAAGAAGCAGUGCUUUGUUGGUAUGCUAACCAUCACAGACUUCAUUAACAUUCUUCAUCGUUACUACAAAUCCCCGUUGGUUCAGAUAUAUGAGUUAGAAGAACACAAAAUUGAAACAUGGAGAGAGGUGUACCUUCAAGACUCUUUCAAGCCUUUGGUUAGCAUAUCUCCCAAUGCAAGUUUGUAUGAUGCGGUAUCGUCUCUGCUGAAGAACAAGAUCCACAGAUUGCCUGUUAUCGACCCCCUGACAGGAAACACACUCUAUAUUCUCACACACAAGAGGAUUCUCAAGUUCCUGAAGCUAUUUAUAUCAGAAAUGCCAAAACCCUCGUUCUUGAGACAAACUUUAGAGGAGCUGAACAUCGGGACAUUCCGAAACAUAGCAGUGGUCCGUGCAGACACACCGCUGUACACAGCGCUGGGUAUUUUCGUUGAGCAGCGAGUGUCUGCGCUCCCUGUUGUGGAUGACAAAGGUCGUGUGGUGGACAUCUACUCAAAAUUUGAUGUUAUAAACCUGGCAGCAGAGAAGACAUACAACAACCUGGAUGUGACAGUGACCAAAGCCCUGCAGCACCGCUCUCAGUACUUUGAAGGAGUGCUGACCUGCAACAGGCACGAGACCCUUGAGGCCAUCAUCAACAGACUAGUGGAGGCUGAGGUGCACAGGCUGGUGGUGGUAGACGAGCAGGAUGUGGUGAAGGGAAUUGUCUCCCUUUCAGAUAUCCUCCAGGCACUAGUGCUUACUGAUGGAGAAGAGGGCACAGCUUGAGGAAGUCGCUCAGACAUAGGAAAGCUACACAUUAGGAUGAGGCUGAAGCAAAGACGAACGGAGCAGGGAUGUGAGAGGGGAACUAUAACAUUAUAGUGAAGUGUCAUCCAUCCAUGUCCUUUAACAUUCACACAUGAAGACUUCUUCCUUUCUGCAAAAAGUACACCGAGUUUUAGCAGUGCCGCAAUAUAUUACUGUAGUAGUGCAGGACACACAGAACCUCCUGUAAAUUGAGCCAAAUUCAAAGAGAGCCAACAAAGAUGUAAAAGCACAAGAAACCUGCAACGAGGAGCUGUAGCCACAGAGAAUAACCCAGCACCGUUCCACCUCUGUGGCUGCUGUGACGAUCGGCAUAGAGGGGCAGAUUAGAAAUGUAUUCCCAUUUAUAAAAGAAUCAGUUAGCUUCUGAGGGGAAACUGAUUUACCUGGGCUGCGUUUUGUUGGCAGCCUUUUGUUUGUAUUAUCUGUAAGCACAUCAAACGUAUCUGAGGGUAAUUUUAACCUCUGUAGCUUCAACAGAUCGACAUUCAGUGUGUGUUGUUUUUCUGACACAUUAGACAUUUUCCUGAGCCUUGAUCUGUGUGCAAAUGAGUCGUGUAAUGUCAACCAGUUUAAAUGAUCUUGUUAUUCCUAAUUCAGUUAGCUUGAUUAUUUAAAUGCAGGCAGGGAAUCGAACUGUUUAUCUUUUAACUUCAGCCACGGCACUCUUCCAAUUUGCAAACACAUAUUGACUAAUAACUGAAGUGUCUUUAUUUAUGGCUACAUAUUGCACAUGCAGUAAAUGCAUACAGAACAGCCACUCAAUACCUUUGCACUGAGUGUACAAUUAUCUAGCUUAAUUUUUGAUUCAAACACUAUACUUAGAAGACCUUGGAGCUUAAAAAUUGAAAAGGUCUGGUUUAAAUCUGUUUCGUGAGUCAUUAUUAUUGCAAGUUUCAGCUACAGUUUUUGCAGUUAGGAGCGUGCUGCGAAUUGAAGGGCUCAGAGUUUGAUCUGUUGUUGAGCCAAACAGCGAAGUAGCAAACCUGGAACAGCACUUUAGGCUCCUGUGACGCCCUUAUCAGUGACGUCUAGAAAACCAUUGAUGAAAAUCAUUCAUUCUGCUGUUAGAGACGACCUUGAUUCAUUCUGUAUUUUGUUUGAAAGCCCUGCUUCGGAUAUUUAUGGAUUUUAUGUUUUUCCAUUUUGUGUGUUGCUGUCAAGUAUAACUGUGUGUAAUGGAUUGUACAUUUAACUCACACACAUUUCUGUCUGCCUCUUUUGUUACCCACACUUUGGGUUUAGGCAUUAUGAGUGUUAAAGGAAUUUACUUGUUGCCUCUGUGCUGCAGAAUCUCUUUGUUUUUGGAAGUAGUGGUCAAUGUAUCCAUUUUUAGUGUUCUUCUGAUUUUAUGUGAUCGGUGUGUAUAUUCAUGUCACUUUCAGUCAGUGAUGAUUUCAGAACAUCACAUAUUCUGGGUUUAUUCACAGUUUUUGUUUUAUGUUUAUUCUGUUUAGAGGAUGAUAAAUAUCACCAGCAUGUCCUUUCCAUUUUCUAAAGAGGAUAAGUAAAGAACAUGUUAGACUUAACUGUUUUGGUAAACAUGAAAUGGAAUAUGUACAACUGUAUGAAAAUGCACCGUUUUUGUACUAAUCUGCAUUGAGAUUUUAAUUUAAUGGAUGAGCAAUAAAGGUUCAGGGGUUCAGGA
This is a messenger RNA of Acanthochromis polyacanthus (spiny chromis), 2815 nucleotides long. It is a transcript of the gene prkag1, whose product is annotated as protein kinase, AMP-activated, gamma 1 non-catalytic subunit. Bases 136 to 1128 code for a protein of 330 amino acids. NCBI's taxonomy places the organism in Eukaryota, Metazoa, Chordata, Actinopteri, Pomacentridae. The record is from RefSeq and is a predicted model, not a curated record. The transcript is spliced from 13 exons.